This is a messenger RNA of Rhipicephalus microplus (southern cattle tick), 1530 nucleotides long. Its product is annotated as Gustatory receptor 68a. NCBI's taxonomy places the organism in Eukaryota, Metazoa, Arthropoda, Arachnida, Ixodida, Ixodidae. The record is from RefSeq and is a predicted model, not a curated record. Gene Ontology annotation, cellular component: membrane. Gene Ontology annotation, biological process: sensory perception of taste.
UUCGCCGGGACAAGUCUCGAGUGGUGCCCGAGCAAAGUGCCGUGCCCAGCAAGGCGCUGCAGCUGCGCACCGAGUGCCGGCCUUUCUACGCUGGAUUCCGCGUCAUUGGCCGCGCACAGCGGCUUCUCGGCUGCUGCUUCUUGGAGAACCUCGCGUCCACCGACCCACAACGCGUAAGGGCAAAGAGAGCCAGCCUGUACCUGCUGUACCCGCUGUGCAUAUGGUGCUACCAUUUGGGAAUCGGUCUGGCCCUGUUUGUGGACUCGGAGCGGCACAAGCACGCCAUGAAGGACACGGACCGGCUGAACAAGACCAUCUUCAUCACCUUCAUGGCGGCGCUGCACGUGGAGGCGGUGCUGAACAACGCACUCCUAUUCGUCCAGGCGCCCAAGUUUGUCGAGCUCUUGCGUAUAUGCGCUCGCAUCGAGGUGCACACUGCUGUGCCCCCCUAUGUGCAGCGUAAGACGGUGCGCUUUGCGUGGGCUAUGGUCAGUGUUCCAGGUGACGAUCAUCGUCCUGAACGUGGCCCUAAACAUCCACUCGCAUUUUGGCACGGUGCUGCUGAUUGAAGAAGGGCGCCAACUGAACCCACUCCUCAUGAACCUGGUCAUCAGCAACGGCUUCCUGGGCGCCAUGUACCUGACGUCCAUGUGCCUCAGCAUUCGGCUGCUACUCAUGUACAUCUCCAGGGCCCUUGCGCUCUACCUGGGAUGCAUACACAGAAACCUGGACCAGUGCUUGCGCUCCAGGAGCACUCCGGAAAGCAGAAAAGUGCUCCUGGUGGAUCACAUGCGUGUCCAGCUGGCGCUGCUGAAAAAUUGCGUCGACCUUGCCAGCUCGCUACUGGGUCCAAGCCUGCUGUACGCGUACGCCUACAGUGUGGCCAUUUGUGCGCGGCCGCUUACUACACGAUCAUUCCGGAGCUGGAGUUCAGAGUGCGCCUCUUCUUCUUCUUCUUCGGGUCGCUGCACUGGCUCAGUGUACUGCUGCCCACCAUCACAACGCAUCGCAUGAAGGCCGCUGUGAUCGAGUUGCGAAGCGCAGUGCAAGGAGUGUCUAUGGCAAAUUACUCUGAUGACCUUUUAGCCCAGCUGCGAAUGAUGCUAAACAGCAUGAAGCAUGACGACCUCAGGUUCACGGGCUGCGGAUUCUUUGUGGUUGACCUAUCGACAUUCGCUGACAUCAUGGGAGCUGUCAUCACGUACACUGUCGUGUUGGUCCAAACGAAUGAAAGCUACCUCCGGGGUUCCCUGGAGCACUGCACUAACCACUCUGCCGCGUAAGCAUUCGCGAUCUUUUCAAACAACAUUGUGUGCUGCUCUUCAAAUACGAUUGUUGAAUUAGCACAAAUCUUACGAUGACUGGAUGCAUUGUUAAUUUUAUGAAAUAUUUUUGUUAUUAUUAACGUGCACUGUAGAGUGUUUCUAAAUGAGUUUACCUCCAAUUUUCACUGUAACCCGUUUACUCAAUGCUUUCGGGCCUGUAUGGUAAUUUUAAAUGAAUAAAUAAAUAUGAACAAAACAAUUAAAA